Molecule: messenger RNA, 2190 nt
Organism: Aphanomyces invadans
Lineage: Eukaryota; Oomycota; Saprolegniomycetes; Saprolegniales; Verrucalvaceae
Exons: 13
Coding region: 49-2166 (705 amino acids)
Molecular function (GO): protein binding
Source: RefSeq, a predicted model, not a curated record
CUACAAUUGAAGUCCAUUUUGACGACCUUGGCACGAGUUCGUGGUGGGAUGGACGCUCCAGCGGAGCCACGGCGCCAGUCCGUCAGUGCGCCGGCGUCUGGGGUUACACUUGAGCAGAAUGCUCGUUUGGUGGCGAGAUCGUGGAACUUUCGAGCGAAACAGAGGCGAAAAUUCAGCACGACGAACCUCGAUCGACCAUUGACCGAGGGAUCCAUGCCGUACAAUUACGACUCCACGUUCACCCAAAGCGUGAUCAAGUGUGCAUUGCCCAUGGCGUGUACUUCCCGUCGACGUACCUCAAAAACACGUCGGAGCGAUGUCGCGAUCUCCCCGAUGAACGAUGUCGAUCUCACGUACGACCAAUUGUUUGAGCGAGAAGUAGUCAAGAUACCCCCACGUUUGGAACUGGCGUCGCAGGCCGAGAGCUUGAACAAGCUUAUCCAACGAGCGGAAGCCGCGUCGUCGUACUCGUUCUGCAAAUCGUUGAUCCGAACAGAAGACACGACGAUUCCGGUCGUUCGUCGAGUUCGACGGCAUGCAAGUCUUGCCAAGCUCUUGUCCAAGGAGCCCCUUGCUCCUGGAGACGAGGAACAACUCGACGCAGAGGUGGAGCCCGAAAGCGUCGACCAAGACGUCGUCGUCGACACCCAGGAUCAAAUGCACAUGGUGGCCAAGUUUCGAUGUCUGAUGAAUCGAGAUGUGACACUUGUGCACGUUCUCCCACAUGGUGGCAACCUUCCACUCAAUGCACUUGUGACCGAGGCGUGGACGACGUACUCGGACGGCCGCUACAAGGAAUGCAUGGCACAGUUGAAGAAAUGCUGCGUGAUGAACACGGACGCCGCCAAUCGCCCGAUGCUCUUUUUCAACCAGGCGGUUGUGCAGGCGCACCUGGGAAAUUUCAACAUGGCCAUGGCGGAUUUGAACGAAGCGAUUAAGUUGGAUCCGGACGUGCCGAGAUACUACAAAUUGAGGAGUGUAUUUUGGCGCGUCCAGGAAAAGUACAUCGAGGCGUCGAGGGAUUCGAAGCGCGCUGUGAGCAUCGAGCAGAACCAAGCGGGACACAAACACGCUCACCAAUUGGCUCGUAAAGCGUUGAAGGCGAUUACAAUGGUCCACGAAAACGCCCCCCACGUCAAGACGUCAAAGGAUGUAUUCCAAGAUGCAUAUGAAACUCCGCCCAGUAGCCGAAGUCUGGCCCAACUCGACAUUCUUAUCGACCAGUCAAGUCGAAUACCGUGCUUAGCCAAGCUCCAGCAUGAUAUUUUGCAUGCAUUAUGGCGGAAUUUGGUCUUUGCGGGAUGGCCAAACGAAACAAUCGUUCACGUGAGCAAGUCCACGAUCAGCAUGUACAUAGUGUUAGAAGGGACAGUGACAGUUCACACCGAGCAGCACGGCGUCAAGCAGAUCCAGCAAACGUUACAACCCGGCAGCAUCUUCAGUGAAGCCACCAUCUCGACCAACUUGUGGGCCGACACAACCCUGGAAGCCAUGACGGCCUGCCGUGUCCUCAUGCUGGAGCACGUUGUGUUUAAGCACACGAUGAAGAAAGUCAUGAUGGAAGGCGCAUCGGCGAGGGCGGCGUUUUUCACGUCGACGGGCAUCUUUGGCGAGUGGUCCGAAGAACAGCGCAACACCCUCGGUGUCCUGUCGGAGAAUUUCAACUUCAACGCGGGGGAUGUCAUCGUCACAGAAGGCGCAGUCGCCAUGCAUUUGUACUUUGUCCAGUCCGGGUUGUGUGGGGCGGUUCGCCUCCUCGGUGCCGAGCAAACUCGAAUUCAAGUUGCGAUGCUAUCCAGCGGCGACGUGUUUGGCGAGGCUGCGGUAUUGGACCCGAUCCACGGAUCCUUUCCAUUCACCAUUGUGGCCAACACGAUUUGCAAGAUCAUUCGCGUUGAAAAGAACUACCUGAACAAGAAGAACGGGUUUGAACUCCUGCGCCUUGGCAGCGUCACCAAGACGAUCUUGUCCAAGAUUCAGCAAUUCUCCGUUCGGUGUCCGCAGGAUAAACUGCUGGUUCAAAUGAUUCGCGACAGUUGCUCGUGGAAACUUGAACGGAAGAAGGUCCUCAGCGCAUUUGCCAAGGAUAUGUCGAAAGCCAGCGGCAAGCUACCUCGCGUCCAAAGCGAGCCACAGCUUUCCAAAUAUGAACUGCCAAACUCUUAACUUAACGGCGUGUCAGUCUUCAAC